GAGAGCGUACUAUACUAUAAUAUCCGUUUGUGCCUAUGUAACAUUUUUAUUAUUAUUAUGAUACAACAAAUUAUAUGUAACAUCGUGGGUAUAUGUGGGUACCGCCGCCGCGCCUAUCAUUUUCCGGUCAAUUAUCGCCGUAAUAAUGUGUGUAUAGGCAUCUCGUAUAGGAACAGUAGUACUUACCAAACAUGUGUGUACUUGCACGCAUACAUAAGAUUAAUAUUAUGCUUUAUUACCUCCCCACGAUUUGUACCACGUUCGUGUUGUCUGGAGUGUUCGUCACGUAAUAGUAUCCAAUAUUAUUAUUGUUAUUAUUCGUCGUCGUCGUCGUCUCACGAAAAGAAUUAAUAUGACGACGGAGUCUUCCGGUUAGAUCGACGACGCAUGAUAUAGGUAGGUAGGUAGGUUCUGUCAUACCACCACGCCGACUCGCACAGCACGCUACACACCUCUGCAGCAACUUCUUGUAUAUUCAAUUUUGACAAUGUUAUUCUUCUUACAUACAGUAAAGCUGAUUACGGACAGACAUGACUUUGGCCAUUCCGUGAACGACAAACGGACAUCGCCGACGACCGUGACCAGUGACACCGUCUGUCACUGUUUAGCCUGUUGUUACGUAACCACGACCGUUACGACGGCCCUGCAACCACCGGUGGUCCUGACCACCAGGAUAAAUAGCGGUAAGACAGCCGUGGAUACGAGUGAAUCUUCCGACAGCGAGCCGCCUUCCGAGGCCGCUGCGUUUGUCGCUUCCGCCUCCGCUGCGGCUUUAGUUUUGUUGGCCGCUCUAUUGGCCGUAGUACUGUCUUCGGCCGCACUUCUGACCGUCGCCUCCAUGGUGCCGAUGGCCGAUGCAGCCACGCACGAUGUCCGCCGACCUCAAGCCGCCGAUUACAUUAAUUUGUGGCACCACCAACAACAGCAGAAGCAGCAGCAGCAGCAGCAACAGGUGGUUGGUCAGCGGAUAUACGACAACGACGCGUUAAGACAGAAGAGGCAACUGUUCAACACGAACACAAAUCGUGAACCCGGAGUUGUGGCUUUGACGUUUUCGCUGAUCGGUGGAACUUUUUCGGACGCCCGUCAAGCAUUCCGGAACGUCUCGAGCAUCGUGCGUGACACAAUCAGCGAGGCGUCCAGAGAUCCUGCGGCCACCACCGCCGCCGCCGCGGACCAGAUGAUGAUGGCCGCCGUCAAUACCGCAGACAACGAGGUCGGCGGCGGAACUGCAUCCACCACUGUGGCCACGGACCAGAGGAUGGCCGGCCAAGCGCUGGGCAAGCUGUUCGGUCGCAACUACCGCGGUCUGCGCCGGCUGUUCGACUCCGAGCUCCGGUCCGCCAUCAAGAACUCACCGGGAAAUGUCCGUGAUUUCGCCGUCGAGUUGAUGGGUUCCAUCGGUCAGAGCCUCAGACCAUCCAAUCUAUUUUCUCGGGGGCUGACAAACGGCACUACGACCACGGCCAGCCAACGAUGAUGAUAUCAUCGGAGGAGGCAAAGUCAAUAUCAAAUCCAAAGUUAGAGUAGUCAGAAUCGGUGACGAUGAAAGCUCUACAGUGUCCAUGGUCUGUGGAACGUCACAAUUACAUGAUAAUAAUUAUACGAUAAAUCAUAAUAAUAUUAUGGAGCCAUUUAAGUGUCAAUCAUAAACUAUAUUAUUAUUAUGCAACUGAUUGAAUAUAAUAUAUUAUAUUAUUUAUUGCAAUAUGUAUAUUAUAUGUAUCGAUAUAUUUAUCAUCAGUUAUAGUCAUCAUUAGUAAAUAAAUAGUAAAUAAUAGUAAUUAGUAGCUUAUUAAUAGUUUGUAUAAUUUAUUAGAGUACAACGAGAACGUAGGUACAUUUUUUUUUCUGUAAACGCACUGGUCAAAGGAAUUGGAGUGAGUACAUUAUAAGCAUGUAAUAUGUGUAUUGCUCUGAUCCGCCAUAAUAAUCUUAGGGCGUAUGUUGUUCAUACGUAACCAACAAAUGUAUAUAUUUUUUUAGUAUUAUUUUUACCAUUAUUUUAUUGUAUUCUUUCGUGUAAGACUCUAUGUGUUAUACUUAUAAUAAUAUUUAAACGAUUCUACGAGAUUUUAAUAUUAUUUUAUUUUUUCGCAAUGAAAGCAUGUUGCACGUGAUAUUACUGUACAACGCCCAUUGGUUGAUUAUUUAUUCGAAAUAUAUUAUUUUCUUACGAUUAUAUCCAUUUGAGUAAAAUAUACAUUAUACAUUAUUUGACUGCA
Acyrthosiphon pisum (pea aphid) is the source of this 2225-nucleotide messenger RNA. RefSeq lists its product as uncharacterized. The coding region runs from base 488 to 1480 and encodes 330 amino acids. The record is from RefSeq and is a predicted model, not a curated record. Lineage: Eukaryota; Metazoa; Arthropoda; Insecta; Hemiptera; Aphididae. The transcript has 4 exons.